AUGUCAUCACAUUCAACAUUACUACCGAUUAUCCGUUCGGUAUUCUCUCGAUGGACAGCAUUGCAACUAGCCGUCGAUCAUUCAAUGGGUGGUCCGAACAGUCAAGCCAAAUACGAAGCAUUCAUCGACGCAUUUGGUCAACAUCUCGUACGAAAUGUUCGACCAACACUAUCUGUGUCUUCCAUGGAGCAGGAUCUACAAGAAUAUCUCGAUGAAGUUCUAGAUGAAGAAUUCAAUACCGUUUUAGAUGAUGGAUCGAGUGCUGAAUUAGCACAAUUGUUCAUUCGCUAUAUUCAACUAAUUCAACAAGGCAGAUUAGCUGAUGUUCAGCAAGAACUACAAUUACAGCAGGCAACCGUAGCACCAGCAGCGCGAAUGUCCGUUCGAAAUCAACCUGAAGAUAGUUCGUCAUCGGAGGGCGAAGACGAUGAUGAUAACGAUUUCGAUAUGAGAGAAGAAUCAACAACUACUGAAUCAAAGUCUCAGUCAAUGGAUGUCGACGAAGACGGCUGGACAACGGUUCAUAGACGCAGUGGAGGAAAGAAAUAA
This is a messenger RNA of Adineta ricciae, 549 nucleotides long. The record is from the annotation of a GenBank genome assembly. NCBI's taxonomy places the organism in Eukaryota, Metazoa, Rotifera, Eurotatoria, Adinetida, Adinetidae.